AUGACUGCACGCCAUCUCUUGGAUAUGUUGAACCAGUCUAUAAGUCGUCCUCACGUACCUGAUGGUAACCACGCAUUUUGGAACACUCAGCCCGUGUGUAAAUUUACCGAUGAGGUGACAGCCGAUCUCUACAACUUGUUGAACGAGAACUAUGUUGAGGAUGGCGAGAGUAUGUUCCGUUUCGAUUACAAACCUGCUUUCCUUCACUGGGCCAUGACCCCUCCCGAUUACAAGGAGACCUGGCACGUAGGUGUUCGAGUACGAUCAUCUAAGCGUAUGGUUGGGUUUAUCAGCGGUGUUCCUGCCCGGGUAAGUGUUCUCGGUCGCAUACUGAACGUCGCUGAGAUCAACUUUCUCUGCGUUCACAAGCAGUUGCGUUCCAAGCGUCUGGCCCCCGUGUUAAUUAGGGAGGUCACGCGUCGUGUAAAUCUAUGUAACGUUUGGCAAGCUGUAUACACUGCCGGCGUUUUAAUUCCCAAGCCCAUUGCCACAUGCCGUUAUUGGCACCGUCCACUUGAUAUCCGCAAGCUAAUAACUGCGCGUUUCUCUUCAAUUGGUGACCGUAUGACCGUAUCCCGUGCACAACGUUUGUAUAAGUUACCUGAUAUUCCUGAUGUCAUCGAUAUGCGUCCUAUGGAGGCCAGUGAUAUCGAUGGCGUGUUUAAUCUGCUCCAAAAACAUCUUGAUACUUAUAAGCUCCAUCCAGUGUACACCCGUUGUGAGGUGGAGCACUGGUUCUUGCCCAAAAAAGAUAUAGUAUACACCUAUCUGAAAACAGAUGAGGGCGGCGCUGUAACAGAUAUGUUGAGUUUCUAUUGUUUGGAAUCCACGGUGAUAAACAACCCGAGGGUCAGCCAUAUAAAGGCGGCAUAUUCCUACUACAACGUCGCCACAACGAUCUCUUUUAAGCAUUUAAUGGAAAUGGCAUUGCAAUUUGCAUUAGAAGAAGGGUUUGAUGUCUUCAAUGCGCUUGAUAUAAUGGACAACGCUCCUAUUUUUGAGGACCUCAAGUUUGGUGAAGGAGACGGUGGUCUCCACUACUACAUAUUCAACUGGCGUAUCCCCAAUGUAAAACCGUCUGACGUGGGCAUCGUUUUGCUAUAA
Molecule: messenger RNA, 1104 nt
Organism: Babesia sp. Xinjiang
Lineage: Eukaryota; Apicomplexa; Aconoidasida; Piroplasmida; Babesiidae
Product: Glycylpeptide N-tetradecanoyltransferase 1
Exons: 6
Coding region: 1-1104 (367 amino acids)
Biological process (GO): N-terminal peptidyl-glycine N-myristoylation
Cellular component (GO): cytoplasm
Molecular function (GO): glycylpeptide N-tetradecanoyltransferase activity
Source: RefSeq, a predicted model, not a curated record